Messenger RNA from Beta vulgaris subsp. vulgaris (sugar beet), 992 nucleotides. RefSeq lists its product as uncharacterized. The transcript is spliced from 4 exons. The coding region runs from base 411 to 992 and encodes 193 amino acids. NCBI's taxonomy places the organism in Eukaryota, Viridiplantae, Streptophyta, Magnoliopsida, Caryophyllales, Amaranthaceae. The record is from RefSeq and is a predicted model, not a curated record.
AUAACGGUUAUAGGUCAUUAUCUUUUUUCGAUUUUGAAACUGUUUUUUGGAUUUCUACUUGAUUCUCGCUAGUUUUAAAACUGAUUCUUCUUCAUUUCAAAGAAACCGAUAUAUUAUUUACUGAUUAUUUCUAGAAUUUUUCUGCUCCUCUGCUUCUCUGCUGUUGAAACUUAGUGUGUUUUUUUGUUCGUAAUCCAUUACGUUUGCAUCGCAAAUAUGGUGAAGAGGAUUAGGAAUGAUGAUUCUAGGUAUAAUUUCGUUUGUUUUUGCUGCAAAUUUUUUUUUGUUUUCAAAAUUGAGCGUUUUUGUUGUUGUAAUUGUAAUGUAGCCCGAAGUCGAAGAAGGUGAAGAGUCUUGGAUCUUCAGGAAAAAUUUUGGCAGUGUCUACUGCUGGGAAGAAGAAGAGAAAGAUGGUGAUUAUGAUCCAAGAUGUGAUAAAUCCUUGUCUAAGAAGAAAGGCAAAUCUGAUUUAUCACCAAUCAAGUUUUCAUUUUCAAGAUCUAAUCCCGAUCAACAGAAAGACACAUUUGAUAGAUCGAAUAUGUGAAGAACAUGCACAAGUUGAAGAGGAAUGCGCUUGCAUUCUGUCAAGUGAAUUUGGAGAUUGCCCAGAUAUUCGGGAGGAAGGCGAGAAGCUGUCUCAAGACAGUAUUUCUCUGGAUGAUAGUGAAGUAUUUAACCCAGAUUUUCUGAGUCAAAUUGACGACAUAUGCAAGCGUCAUUUGGAAGCGAAAGACAGUGCAAACAAAGUUGAUCCUACAAUUUCACUAUUGGUGAAGCGGCCUGUUGAAUUGGAGUUUGGAAGAAUUGAAAAUGUUCCUGAUUUGGAUUCUGGUGUUCAUGGAGUUGAUUUGAAAGAAGGAAAUGAUGAAAAAGAAGGAGAGGAGGAUGAGAAGAAGAUGAAUGCUGAUGAUGAUCAGCAUAAAGAAGAUGAUGAUGAUGAUGAUGGUGGUGAUAUAAGGAUCACCAGAAUUAUAAGAGAGAAAGGAUGA